Molecule: messenger RNA, 942 nt
Organism: Pleurotus ostreatus (oyster mushroom)
Lineage: Eukaryota; Fungi; Basidiomycota; Agaricomycetes; Agaricales; Pleurotaceae
Exons: 8
Coding region: 1-942 (313 amino acids)
Cellular component (GO): peroxisome
Source: RefSeq, a predicted model, not a curated record
AUGUCGUACGAUCUCUCAAAAGUUGUUGGCCACGCCACCGAAGAUAAGCCAGUUACUUGGAACAAGCGCGACUUGUUGACCUACGCCGCAGGUGUUGGCGCGAAGAAGGAUGAAUUCAGCAUCGUAUAUGAGCUCGACAAGAACUUCUCCAUGCUCCCCACAUACCCUGUCGUCCUGAACCUGAAGGGAGACUCGCAAGAACUCAACCUCUUCGCUGAGAGGGUGAAUGGCGCGAAACCCCUUCCUGGGUUGCCUCCUCUUGAUCCAAACCGCAUGAUCCACGGAACGCAGCACAUCGAGCUCUUGAGGCCGUUGCCUUUGGUCAGUGGUCCGGGCUGGAAGUUGAAGGGCAGGUACACAGGGGUCACCGAAAACAAAAGCGGUAUCAUCCUCCUCGUGGAGCAAACCCUGGUCGACGGUAACGGCACACCAUACGCCAAGCUCUAUAGCUCGUCCUUCAACCUGGGAGCCAAAGCGAAUGGAACGAACUUCAAGAAGAUAAUUGCUGGUCCUCCUCAAGAAAAGCCCAUUCCGAAAGACCGCAAGCCCGACUGGACUUUCAAGGACCAAACCACGCCAGAACAAGCGAUCAUCUUCCGUCUCAGUGGAGAUUACAACCCCCUCCAUAUUGACCCCAAAAUUGGCCAGGCUGGUGGCUUCGGUGGCGUGAUCCUCCACGGUCUGUCGACCUAUGGCUUCGGAGUACGCGCGAUCAUCAACACAGUUGGUGGCGGUGACCCGAAGUCUGUUACGCUGUACGGUGGUCGCUUCACCUCCCCCGUCAAGCCCGGAGACGCCCUGGAGACCGAGAUCUGGGAAGUCGGCCCAGGACCCAACGGCACGACCGAGGUCGCUUUCCAAGUGAAGAACUUGACCUCUGGCAAAAUCUCGCUCGGAAACAGCAUCGCCUACGUCAAGAAGUCGGAGAAGAGCAAAUUGUAA